CUCGGAGUCAUUGCCGUGACAGGAAUCGCUAAACACUCACUCCUCGACGAUCUCGCUCUAAAUUGAACGACAUGGCGACCGGAGUAGAUGCCGUCAUCAACUACAUUGAGCAACACAAGGACGACUAUGUUGCGCGACUUUCUGAAGUUGUGGCUAUCAAGUCGGUUUCGGCUUGGCCCGAGUCUAGACCGGAUGUCGUCGCAAUGAUGCAAUGGAUGAAGGAGAAACUGAUCGCCUGUGGCGCCAAGUGCGAGCUCGAGGAGAUCGGUCUAGAGACACUGCCGGACGGCCGAAAGAUUCCCUUGCCGCCUGUCCUCAUCGGCAGUCUGGGAGACGAUCCGGCGAAGAAAACCGUCUUGAUCUACGGUCAUCUCGACGUGCAGCCAGCCCUCAAAGAGGAUGGAUGGGACACCGAGCCUUUCGUGCUUACUGAGAAAGAUGGGAAUCUCUACGGCAGAGGAUCCACCGACGACAAGGGACCAGUUCUCGGUUGGCUGCAUGUCAUCGAAGCCUACAAUGCCACGAAAACCCCAAUACCGGUGAACUUGAAGUUCUGCUUCGAAGGCAUGGAGGAAUCAGGCUCCGAGGGCCUCGACGAUCUCUUGAAUUCAAUGAAGGGCAGCGACUUCUUGAACAAGGUCGAUUUCGUCUGCAUCUCUGAUAACUACUGGUUAGGAAAGAAUACGCCUUGUCUCACAUACGGGCUGAGGGGGUUGGACUACUUCGGCAUCGAGGUUGAAUGCGCUGAUAAAGAUUUGCACUCUGGAGUUUUCGGAGGUGCGGUUCACGAGGCGAUGAACGAUCUCAUCUGGGUGAUGUCCAAGCUGGUUGAUGUGAACAACAAAAUCCUGAUUCCUGGAAUCAUGGAUGAUGUCGUUCCCAUGAGCCCGGAGGAGCAGAGACUCUACGAGCAGAUCGAUUUUGAUCUUGAAGAGUACAGGAAGUCCAUAGGCUGCAACAAACUCGUUCACGAGAACAAUAAAGAGGGCUGCUUGCAGUCCCGUUGGAGGUAUCCGUCUCUAUCGCUGCACGGUAUCGAGGGAGCCUUCUAUGGCGUUGGAGCGAAAACGGUCAUCCCGAAGAAAGUCAUUGGCAAGUUCUCGAUCAGACUGGUGCCAAAUCAGGAACCGAAAAAAAUUGAGAAACUGGUUCUGAAUUAUCUCAAUGACCUGUGGAAAACUCGCGGUUCCCCCAACAAGUUCCGAGCAUUCAUGCUCUCGGGUGGACGAUCAUGGAAGUCAGACCCGAACCAUCCCCACUUCCAAGCCGGCGCUCGAGCUACGAAGAAAGUCUACGGUGUCGAGCCAAACUUCACGUGCGAGGGGGGAUCUAUUCCCGUGACUUUGACCCUGGAAGAAGUGACUGGGAAGAAUGUGAUGCUGCUGCCGAUGGGCCAGGCUGACGACGGAGCUCACUCCCAGAACGAGAAAAUUUCCAAGAGGAAUUACAUUGAGGGCACCAAACUUCUUGCUGCCUAUCUCGAUGAAGUCUCGAAAUGAGAACUCAGAAUGAUUAAGCGAAGCUGAGAGGAGCAACCCGGUUUCCUCUAUACAAGGAAACCCUGAGUCCCGAACUUUGAACAACCCUUCCUACUUUGAAUAAAUCCAUGCCUCUGGAAU
Galendromus occidentalis (western predatory mite) is the source of this 1619-nucleotide messenger RNA. It is a transcript of the gene Cndp2, whose product is annotated as Cytosolic non-specific dipeptidase 2. Lineage: Eukaryota; Metazoa; Arthropoda; Arachnida; Mesostigmata; Phytoseiidae. The record is from RefSeq and is a predicted model, not a curated record. The transcript has 9 exons. Gene Ontology annotation, biological process: proteolysis. Gene Ontology annotation, molecular function: metallodipeptidase activity. Bases 72 to 1499 code for a protein of 475 amino acids.